Molecule: messenger RNA, 2075 nt
Organism: Salvia miltiorrhiza (redroot sage)
Lineage: Eukaryota; Viridiplantae; Streptophyta; Magnoliopsida; Lamiales; Lamiaceae
Product: calmodulin calcium-dependent NAD kinase
Exons: 10
Coding region: 390-1931 (513 amino acids)
Molecular function (GO): kinase activity; ATP binding
Source: RefSeq, a predicted model, not a curated record
CAUGCAUGCCGGUAAACAAUAAAUUUGAAUCGAUCUAAAUCUUGAUUUGUUAGUAUUAGUCAAAUGUUAGAGUAGUUAAUGUUUAAGGCCAAAAGUUUAGGUUCGAGUCCAUCGUGGCAAGGUCUUUAAAUUUUUUUUAUUUAAUAUUAUUAAUUUAUAUAAAAAAAAUUAAUUAUAACCUCCCACAAAGAAGAGCAUUUAAAUGCCUCGACUUUGUCACUUGAGCCGAAGUGGAUAUAUUUGUAAUUCAUCGUACAUGAAGCUGACAACACGUUGAGUCGAUCGAGUUCUCUAUAUAUAGCACAUAAUUCCGCCCACGUCUAAAGCCGCUUUCCAUUUUUAAAAGACUUUUCCUUCCCACUAAAGUCUAAGUCCAAGUCGAAGUGGCGAUGCAUCGAGACGGUUUGGGUAAAAUCGUUGCUGCGCACGUGGCAGCUGCUACGGUCGUCGGCCUCGCCUCCGCCGCAGUCAUGCAUUUCCACCGCCGCCACUCCAAACCCUCCGACGACCUCGCUCCGCUCCUCCACCGCACCGAGUCCGGCCGCCUCGGAAAAAUCGAGAGAUUUUCCCAUUAUCUCGCAAGGCAAAUGGGAUUUGAGGAUGAAAGCGACUGCCCGCAGCUAAUAAAAUUGGCGUAUGAAUAUCUCAAGAGAUCCAAAGGAGUUGAUGAUAAAAUAUAUGAAUAUUUCGCAAAACAGCCAACUGCAGAGGAUUUGUAUGUGAAUUUGGUUGAAGAAUUCGAGAGAUGCAUUCUCGGAUACUUGGCUUUUCAUUGGAGCCACGCCCCUCUCUUAAUUAGCCAGAUACUGAGCGUUGAUUCUGAGCAGAAAAGGCUGAAGGAGCUCGUGAUGGCAGCUACAAGGAAGCUAAGGUUCGACAAGAUGACGAAGGACCUGAAAGUGACGAGGGUAUUUUCUACAUUAGUGGAGGAGCUGAAAGCAAUCGGAACAAUAUCAUCAAACAAUGCAUUGAAUAAUUCCGAUGUGAUGGCUCCGGUGGCCCUGAGCCAACGGAGCCCCGUCCUCCUCCUUAUGGGCGGCGGCAUGGGCGCCGGCAAGAGCACCGUCCUUAAGGAUAUCAUGAAAGAAUCAUUCUGGUCGGGAGCCGCCACAAAUGCUGUGGUUGUGGAGGCCGAUGCUUUCAAGGAGACAGACGUCAUCUACCGCGCCUUGAGCUCAAGAGGGCAUCAUCAAGACAUGCUUCAAACAGCUGAACUCGUGCACCAAUCCUCAACGGAUGCUGCGUCGUCGCUCCUAGUGACCGCGUUGAACGAGGGGCGGGAUGUGAUCAUGGACGGCACCCUGUCGUGGGAGCCCUUCGUGGAGGAGACGAUUGCAAUGGCGAGGAACGUGCACAGGCACCGGUACAGGAUGGGGGUGGGCUACAAGGUCGAAGAGGACGGCUCCAUCACGGAGAACUAUUGGGCUCGUGUCGAGGGCGAGGGCGAGGGGGACGAGGAGACGAUGAGGAACAGGAAGCCGUAUAGGAUUGAGUUGGUGGGAGUUGUUUGUGAUCCAUAUCUUGCUGUUGUUAGAGGCAUAAGGAGGGCAAUACAAGUAGGGAGAGCAGUGAGGGUGCAAUCACAGCUGAAAUCACAUAAGAGAUUUGCUAAUGCAUUUCCAAGAUACACUCAUCUUGUUGAUAAUGCUAGGCUCUACUGCACCAACGCACCCGGAGGCCCUCCGAGGUUGAUAGCAUGGAAAGAUGGAGUGAGCAACCUGUUGGUGGAUACAGAUGAAAUAAAAUGUUUGACAUCAGUGAAAGAGUUGAACGAUGAAGCAGAGUCGAUAUACGAGCUGUACAAGAAUCCGAGCACAAUGUACGAGCCUGGCUCAGUGUGGAAUGAGAUAGUGAUGCACUCUACUAGAUCUAGUCUUCAGCUGCAGCUCAGAACUGCUGUCAAGAAAAUCGAAACUCAUGUUUCUUCGUAACAUUUUUGUGUCUGUUUGUAAGUUGCAUUGUUUUAACUGUAUAGGUGCGAGUUGCAGACCAAAUCUGUUUGAAAAUACUACCAUUUUCUACUUCUUUGGGAAAGAAAUCAAUUUUCAACAAUAAUAGGGGUUUUUUAUCUAAAA